UAAUAAUUAGUUACAAGUAAAGGUAGCAUUUUUUGUAUCUUGUGGUUGUACGGUUGAUUUGUGCUUACUUAACUGAUAAAUGUUUUAAACAUAAUCUGGACUGUUGGGUGAUAUAAUGUACAUGUAUACAUAAAGGGCUCUACAUAUUUUGAUGCAACUGGAGACAAUCAGUUAAUUUAUCAACAAAAUAAAAAGUGAAUUUCGAAUAAAAUUACACAAACUUGAUGAAAUAACGAAUCUGGAACAAAUUUAAUUAUUGUCACAAUAGCAACGCAAACCUAUCCAAAUCCAAUUCCUAUUUUAUUUGUAGACGUCUUAAUAAGAUAGUUUUUCGUUACGUAAUUUGUUGUCGUAAUGUUAACUUUGCAUUCGGAGAUUUAAACACUAAUUUAGAAUUUGAUAUCUAUGAAUACAUAAUUAUGCCAACGAUGAUUUUUUUUUUAGCUAAUAUGCGAUAAUUAUGUAUGUCACAAGAAUCAAGGUUGUUAUAAAUACUUCUGAUUCACAACAAGACCAACCCGAAUGAGGUCAAAUCGAUGUUAGUCGGUAAAUCCAUCAUAGACGGUUUCCAUUGGAAAUUUCUAGAUCAAUCUUAUCUGGUCCACUGAUUUUCUAUAGUUGAAGGUUUUUCCAUUGACAACAAUCUAUUUAAAGCUUUAAAUUGCAAUGCACUUUAUUUUUGUUUACUUUUGGCAGAGUUCCAACCGGUUAAAGGAUAUGUUGCUAGAACGAGACCUAGGGAAACUCUAUAGUCUACCCAUGGUGGAGAGCCUUGAAUCCGGACGUCACGUGAUUAUAGAUGCAAUGACAGAUGUACAGUUGGCGGAAACGUAUGACAUGAUACAAGACGCUGCAGCACACGGAAGUGGGUUCGGGAUAGACGAAUUUGUAAAUGAGAAAAACUUUAGACAAGAAAUACAUGACAGUCAUUGCUUUGCAAUAAUCUGCAAAGAAAGUUGUGACUUAAUUGGAGGAAUUAUUCUUGCAAACAGUAAAUUCUAUCGAGGUGCUUCAACCAUGGUAGAUCCGUUUAUCAUAAUCAAACGAACCGAAAGGGGUCAGAGGUUAGGAGAAUUUGCGAUGAAUAAAGCAAUUCAAUUUUCCCAGCAACUAGGAUACGUGGGAAUGUACGUUGACACAUUUUCCAACAAUACAGGAAUGUUGAAAAUCUUGCAGAAAAUUGGUGGUUUUACCCAAGUAGGAUUUUUGCCCGUUGGUGGACGAUUACAGAGUGGGAAACUAAUUGGUUCCAUAAUCUUCUAUCGGGAUCUCGCGGAAGUGUCAUGUGACAUGGAGAAUUCAUCAGAAUAUGGAUCAGAUGAACUUGCAGACAUUUCAGAAGAAGACAACCUGCAAAAUAUCAAUCCUGUAGAUUUGAAUCUCACAUGAAUUUAAACAGUGGACUUUCUGUCGGUUCACGAAUACUACCGCUUUUAGUGGUUAAACCGGUUUUGUAAAUACGACAAUGUCAUAUUAAAACCGACAUUUAGACUUUAAUUACAACUGAAGGUCUAAAAUCGAAAUGCAAGUUCGCCUUGCCAUGAUAGUAUACAUAGAGAUAUAGGAGAAAGAAUAUUUCCCAACCAACUCUGUAAGAUAGAAAACUGAACCAGCUGUGACAAUCGAAUCAUAACUUUAUAUAUAAUAAUAUGUAAUAUAUGUAAAGUACAAACUACAUGUUGAAAAUUAUUGCAAUCGUCGUGUAGAUUUUAUGUGACGGUGCAUUUAGUGUAUAAAUUACAUGUAAUUACAUAGAAUCAGUUCAUGAUAGAAACUUCAUCAAAUAAAUCAUGAAAUUCUAUAAAA
Messenger RNA from Mytilus californianus (California mussel), 1806 nucleotides. RefSeq lists its product as uncharacterized. Bases 667 to 1389 code for a protein of 240 amino acids. The transcript has 2 exons. Gene Ontology annotation, molecular function: acyltransferase activity, transferring groups other than amino-acyl groups. The record is from RefSeq and is a predicted model, not a curated record. Lineage: Eukaryota; Metazoa; Mollusca; Bivalvia; Mytilida; Mytilidae.